CAACACAGUUUUUGUGUUUCAAAUGUGGCGUGUUCGGCUGGAACAGUUUCCGUAUCUUCUCAAAUAUUCCAGCAACUCUGAAAUAACGAACAAGUUAUUAUAAAGAAGACGAUCGUAUUUUCAGCACUGACGUGUGGAGUGUGAAUCAAUGACAGAAGGAAAAGAGAAACUAACAUUAUAAGAAAUGGAUAACUUCAGAAUCAAACAAAAUGCUGAAAUGAGAAAAUAUAACUUAUCCCUGAAGAAUCGUCUUCACAACAAUCCUCUGAAGCCAGUGAAGUCCAGAAAGAACCAACGCAUAAGUGACACGUCUGAUCCAAGUGAUUCCCAAAAUUUUAAAUUAAGAGUCUCGGAUAGUUUUUGUGUGGAAAAUUCUGACGAAGAGGCAAAAUCAUCUAGGAUGAAAAUGAAUAAUAAUGUUGGGCGUGCGAAGAACAAUGAAAUUAUAAUAAUCAGUGACUCGAGUGAUGGCGAGGAGAUACCAGAAACUCAAACCUUCAGCUGGCAGUCUUCACCACGAAGAAAAAUAAAAGAAAAUUCCUUAAAGGAUAGUAUUGAAGUGUCCGAUGAGGACGCGGAGAUAUUCACAGGUUCAUUAACUCGUGGACAAUCAACAGGAUCAGAGGGUAAAUCAAGGAGCCAGAGAAGUGUUCGCUACUCAUCAGACGAGACAAAUUUUGAACUGAAAUUUGAGGAGAACGAUGUAGAGAGUGUCAUUGAUUCCUCCUACACGACACCAGCUAGAAAAUUAAUUUCGAUGACUGGACAAGUAAACUCGAGAAUAGAAUCUAGGACAGCCACAAAUAUUUCAGAGAGGAGUGCAAAGCCAAGUGAGGUAUUAUUAAACAGUAACAAGAAAUUGGAAACCCCGGGAUCGGUCAAAUUAAGCCAGUGCACAACACCAUUAUCAAAAAGGACAGUCAAAGAUAUAAUCAAAGUCAUCAGAUCUAAAAGGAUCGAUUCUCCAGCAGUCUCUGAGCAAAAUCACAUCGUGGACGAGACAGAUUCUGACUCUGUGGUUACAGACGAAGACCCAGACUCCAAGGUAACUCAUCCGGCGUUCAUCAAUGAGACUGACUCAGAGGCUUCACUCGAUCCAAAACCUUCGAAAACUCACGUCACACGAUUCCUUAAUCCAAAUUACCGUGAUCCUGAUGCACUUUCAGAGGAGAAGAAAAAAGACAUAUCACGUUGGCUGAUGAACAAUUCCUCCAAUGACAGGAGUGACGACUCCAUGAGUAAUAUCUCCGCCAGUAAUAGACAGAGCAGCACAAGCUCGGGGCACAGAAGUCUGGAACGGUUGGAGAUGAAUUACGAGACGCCGAAUAAUCGACAGAAGUUCAGGGAGAAAUUCAACACACCCAAAGUCCUGAAUCCCCUGGCGGAUAUUCCUCGAGAAACACCUCGGCAAACCCUGAUAGAUGAUUACUUGAGGAAACCGAAGAGUAGCAGCAAAUCUGAGACGUACACUCCAAUAACCAUCAAGGCGAAAACAGUGGCAGUGUCUCCAGCUGUGGAUACACCCAAGUCAAAUUUUGACGAUUGUGCAGAUAUCCUGGAUAAAUUGUAUGGAGAAACUUGGAGGCAGCACGCUGGUGGCGUCCCCAUUACAGAACCCAGGAGGCAGGUCGUGCUCAAGGACAGGGGAGUGCAGACGGAGUGCAUAAGAAAACCGAAGAAACUGUUGCAGUCGGAGCACAGCUCCAAGGAGGAGGGCUACCAGAAUUUUAUCAGGGAUAUUAAACCAGGCCUGAAUUCCACACGGAAACAGCCCAUCAAGUACAAGACUAGAGACAGCUUCAUUAUUUACUCGUCGGAGUCUGAGGAGAGCACCGGGGACACAACUUACAUGACUGCUCUGACAAAUCCAAGGAUUUCAGAGUCAAAGAAUAUUCGGAGAGAGACUCCAAUGAGUCUGAAUACAAAAAAAGCCAUUGAGAUUUGUGACUCUGAUAGCGAGGAUGGUACUCCUGUGAUUAACGUAAAUAACAGGAGGAAACUUGUCUUCAGUGAUGACGACAAUGACAACAGCUCGGGAACCAGUGAGUACGAUCCUGAGGAAGUGGUACCGCCCAAAUUCGAGUUGCCUAAGAAUACUCGACCCCUCGUUAACAAAUUGAGAAUUCCGGCAAAAACAUUUUUACCCUCCAGUGCUGCUAUUCGUCGUAGAGAAAAAAAAUCUUUCCUGGCAUCACUUUCAGGAAUAGUUCCCCUGGAGGAGUGCCAUCAAGAUGCCGUGGAAUAUCGUUCGAAUUUCAAGAAGACGAGAGCUGAACUGGUAAAGGUACUCUAUAAAAUUUUCAAUGAGAAAAUUUUUGAUAACAAAUUACCACCUGAUAUGCUGAUCGAGUGGAAUGUCCGUAUGCGAGGAACUGCCGGAUUCUGCUACAACAAGAGGAUAAAGAGUGUGAUUGGGAUCAAGAGAUCAUCGAGGAUCGCUUUAUCCACGAAAGUCAUUGAUACUGCUGACAGACUGAGGGAUACCCUGAUUCAUGAGAUGUGUCAUGCUGCUACCUGGAUAAUUGAUGAGCUUGAUGAUGGGCAUGGUGCUCAUUGGAAAGCCUGGACUAGAAAGUGUCUGAAGGUCUUUCCAGAAUUGCCACCGAUCAAAGUUUGUCAUGAUUACACGAUUACAACAAAGUUCACCUAUCGGUGCACGCAAUGUGGCUACAGUAUUGGACGACAUUCAAAAUCUUUGGACGUGCAGAAGAAACGCUGUGGACACUGUUUUGGUCGUUUUGAGCUGUUGUUGAAUCGAGUCACACGAUCAGGAACAAUGCAGCAGACCCCACACAACAAGCAGCCCUCAGGGUUUGCUUUGUUUGUGAAGGAGAAUUUCUCAGUGGUGAAGAAAGAGCGUCAAGGUAGCUCGCACAGCGAAAUUAUGCAGUUACUAGCUCAGCAAUUUUCGGCCGUUAAAUUAAAACAAAAUAUGUCUUAAAAGAUUUCAAUUUAAGUGAAUUUAUGGAAACUGCUGAUCGACUAACUGUAUGAAUUCAUGACGAUGCAUUUUCCAUUCUUUAAAGCAAUUUUUAUUUUAAUUGAAUGACUGAAAAUUGCAGAUUUAUAAUUGUAUUAUAGUAAACGAUAAAAACCUGGAGGGACGACGAAGAUUCUUAUUUAGGAUAUUUUAACAGAUGAAAUACUAUUUACAGUGAUUUGAACGUCAAGAAAUUGAGAGCUCUGCCAAAUUCCCUAUAAAUUUCGUGAAAUUUUAUCGAUCAUAUUUUAUUUAUUAUUCAUCCUUAAUUACAGUUGUGAGACUCGAUUGCGCCUUGGAGUUUUUCAAUUCGAAAUGAUGAAUUCGCUAGACGAACAGAAUUAAUAUAUUUCUUCCAGUCCAACUCGAGAAGGAAACAUCUACUGCAAUAAAUAUAAGCAAAGAAUGUGUGUUCAGUUGAAAAUAUGAAGACCUUGGAGAACAUCACUGAUUUAAAUAUCCAGGAAACAUUUAAUAGUUAAUAUUUUUACUGUGAUUUGGGUCUUCAAAUAAUUGG
This is a messenger RNA of Fopius arisanus, 3497 nucleotides long. RefSeq lists its product as uncharacterized. The record is from RefSeq and is a predicted model, not a curated record. The coding region runs from base 185 to 2941 and encodes 918 amino acids. Gene Ontology annotation, cellular component: nucleus. NCBI's taxonomy places the organism in Eukaryota, Metazoa, Arthropoda, Insecta, Hymenoptera, Braconidae. The transcript has 4 exons.